UAAAUAAAUAAAUACUUUAUAUAAAAUGUUGUGAAAAUAAAAUCUUUCAGAAGUCAAAGUUAAAUUUAUUUUUGGAAACAUUCAGGAAUAUUCAAAGUACAACUUCCAAAACAACUAAAUACCAUACAAGAGAAACAAGCAUGACUCAAAUAUCUUUUAGGAAUGAUAAAUGCAUUUACAAAUUACUGACAUUAUUUUGAAAAGUCACCUAUCGUUUUACCACCAAACUAAACAUUUAAGAAAAAAUAAAACUGAAACUGCUGGGAGGCUGAUGCAUGUCAAUGCUCAGCUUCGGUCACAGAAGUGUCAGUUUGGAUAGCCCUGCAGAAAAGAUGUAAGUUUGUGGUUUUUCGUAUGUGAGACGCUAACCUUUUCUCAGAAAUCAGCAGAAAAUGAACUUGGUGUCAGAAUGAGGGCGUGCUUUACCACUUGUGUCCAUCCUGUCAAACGGUCUUCUCAAUAAAAGGCAAAGAAGGGAUUAAGAGCAAUAGUUGAGGGAGAAAAUCUGAACUCAAUGGCAUCCAUUCGAUGUGCAGUCUUUCUGACAGUUUUGCUGUCUGGUGAAAUGGCUCAGACAAAAACCUCACCGUCAUCCUCUCUCCGUCAUGACACAGCGUUUUUGUUAGUUAAAUCUGGAGAAAAGUUGAUUUUGAAAUGUUUCUAUGAAGACGUAGUUGAUGCUCGAUUUUAUUGGUAUAAACAAAGCUUAGGGCGGAAGCCGAGACUCAUUUCUUCCUCAUAUAAAUACGACAAAGAGGGAACAUUCUACGGAGAAUUCAGCAACAAUUCACGUUUCACACUGGAUGAUAAAAAGGGGACAAAUCACCUGAUGAUUGAAAACCUACGUGAGUCAGAUUCAGCAACAUAUUACUGUGCUAGCAGCUAUCUGUACAACUUUGAAUUCUCAGAUGGUAUAACAGUCAGUGUUGAAGAUUCUAGUUUAGCCAUCCAGACUUCAGUGGAUCAGUCGUCUUCUGAGAACAUCCACACAGGAGACUCUGUGACUCUGAACUGUACAGUACACACUGGGAGCUGUGAUGGAGAACACAGAGUUUACUGGUUCAGAGACUCUGAAGACUCUCAUCCAGGACUCAUUUACACUCAUGGAGGCAGGAAUGAUCAAUGUGAGAGAAACAAUGAUGCACAAACACACAGUUGUGUGUACAAGCUGCCCAUGAAGAACCUGACUGAGUCUCAUGCUGGGAUCUACUACUGUGCUGUUGUCUCAUGUGGGCACAUACUGUUUGGAAACGGAACCAAACUGGACCUUACAGCUGAAGUCCAGAACCAUAAUUACCUCUGGAGUGGAGCGCUCUUUUUCAUGUCUCUUCUGUCCAUUUUCCUGGCGAUCUCAGUUUGCUCGAUGACUAAAUCGCACAGCAAAAAAAUGUCAGGGUCAUCAUACCCCCACACAGGUUCCAUGGGUCUCAUGUCAGCAGAGAAAAUGUACCACGCGGCCGUUUGUGGCAACCUGGCAAACAGGUCGCUAAGACUAAGGGAUCCCACAUGGAGCGAGUGUGUGUACCAAAGCAUGAAGCGCUGAAACUUCAAAAUAUACCUUGUUGUUGUUGUUGUUGUUGUUUUGUUUUUUAACUUCCAACAUUGUAAUCCUUGAAUAUUUCAGUAAUAAAUGUUUCAACUUUUCUUUAAGUAAUUUGACACACUUAAACUUUGUAUUGUGUUUGUUUUUUUUGUUUUUUUUAUUUCUGUUACUGAUUGACUUCAUUAAUUGAACUAAGUUUUAUUUAAAAUAAGUCCUUAGAUUAAUAAAACCAUGUUUUUUUAAUUUACUGUUUUUCUUAAAAAUUUCAUGGCACACAUUUUUUUUAUUGCUUUACUUGAUCAAAAGAACUACAAAACAUUUUGACCUCAAUUUGUCUUCCACUCCCAACACCUUCUUUGCAAGAUGACUCGAUUUUUUUCUGAAAAUAAAAUAUUAAA
Molecule: messenger RNA, 1941 nt
Organism: Oryzias melastigma (Indian medaka)
Lineage: Eukaryota; Metazoa; Chordata; Actinopteri; Beloniformes; Adrianichthyidae
Product: signal-regulatory protein beta-2
Exons: 5
Coding region: 515-1543 (342 amino acids)
Biological process (GO): response to bacterium
Source: RefSeq, a predicted model, not a curated record